Messenger RNA from Dermacentor albipictus, 2166 nucleotides. RefSeq lists its product as uncharacterized. Lineage: Eukaryota; Metazoa; Arthropoda; Arachnida; Ixodida; Ixodidae. Gene Ontology annotation, molecular function: metal ion binding. The record is from RefSeq and is a predicted model, not a curated record. Gene Ontology annotation, biological process: superoxide metabolic process.
CAGAAAUUUAGCCAAAGUCGUGCUCACCUGGCGGGUCUCUAAAGUCUACGAUUCUGUGCUUUGGUGUGCGAGGUCAUGCGCGGACUCUGACUGCCUGUGUACGUCUGCGGUGCGACUUGCAUCCUCGGAGCUAUCGUCUUUCUUGCUACGGACGUCGACCGUGGAGUCAGCACAGAUUCGGGAGACAUGGCCGGCUUUCGUUUCCGAGAUGCUGCAGCGCGCUCUGCCGGACAGCAAACACACGCGUUUACCGGAUGCCUCACCAUGGAUCUAAAGUCGCUCCUCUUUGUACUUCUGGUCGGAGCGUCCAUGGACGUUGCGCUGGCCGCGACCACGCCCCUGGCAGCCGUGUUCGACUCGGCCGGUGUACGCGGCAGCCUCGACGUGGAGCCCCUGGCGGCCGCGGCGCACGGCGUCUCGGUGCGCGCCUCGCUGGUGGGCGGCCAGCCGCGCGAGACGUUCCGCUGGGCGGUGCACCGGCUGCCGCCCCGGCACGACUCCUGCGCGCCGUGCGCCUACGACUGGAUCGGCGAGCCGAUCCAGGACCUGACCGACGAGUUCGGCCAACUGACCUCGGAGCAGGAGACGCGUCUUGCGACCAAGACGCAGUUCCCCGUGGAGCCCCGGCAAUGGGCAGGCCGCGCCCUGGUGCUUCACAGCGUCCAGACGGGCCGCACGGCGUGCGCCGCGCUGCAGCCGCCGGUCGCCCCGGUCACUACGUACGCCGCUCGCUUCGCGGGGCCGCCCAUAGCCGGCACGCUCUUCGUGCGCCGGUGGCCCAGCUUCGGCACCGCCUACGCCGAGUUGCACUGGACCAACGGAACGCGCCGUGACGCCCAGGUGCGGUGGUCCAUUCAUAAAAGGAAGAAGGACAAGCCAACACGUCUUCAGCAGCCGCCUCCAGGAACUUCGGCCGCAAACCUCACGCACGUAACGCCUCCAAACGUCCCUAAGCCGCCUACGGUCGUGCCCUGUUACACUCCUCCAGACUCGUGUUCCCAGGUCAGCGUGGGCAAGCGGCCGGGAAAUGCGGCAACGAGGACAUACCACGUGUUAGAGGGCGUCCCUCCUGCUCUCGAUACAUGCGGUGGAGGCGACAGCGCGUCGGCGAGUGAACUGAUAGCAACCCUGGAGGACGUGGCAACGGGACAACCAAUGGCCGCGGCAGUGCUGUACGAGUGGAGGUCGCGGCACGCGGUGGCCGACUUAGGACCGCGCCACGGAAAGGCCAUCUUCCACCAGCCGUCGCCGUUCGAGCCGACGCUGUCCAUCGUGCAGUUGGAGAAUCUUGACUACGUCGCGUCAAAGGUGCUCGUUGGACCAAUUUCCAUUGGCACCGCGGACAGACAGUGCCCGGAACCGGCCGCGCCCUACAACCCGGCUAAGGUCGAGCGCACGGCGAGUCCACCGGAGGGCCACGGCACGACCGACCAGUUCCCCGUGGGCGACCUGAGCGGCAAGUACGGUCCGGUGGCGGGACACCGCGCCGUCUACUGGCAUCUGCUCGACCCGACGCUUCCUCUGUCGGGGCACGAGAGCGUCGUGGGCCGCAUGCUGCUUGUGCGCGGUUCGGACGGCCGGCCCCUGGUGUGCGCCAACCUGCUGCCGGUGUCCGCCAGGCCCCUGACGCGAGUACGGGCUACGCUUGAAGGACCACUCAGGGGUUCUGUCACCAUUACGCGCAACGACCACGCCGAGGACCCGCUGGGCGACGCGUACGUGGACCUGGGACUGUGCUGGCAGGACGGCCGCAACGGCAGCCUGGACCACAAUUGGCACCUGCACUCCGUGCCGCUGGCGCCGGGCUCGUUCGACUGCGCAGCCACCAAGGGCCACUACAACCCGCACCACGUGGACACGGGGCCAGCUUACGGCUGCGAGUGCUCGGCCCAAGCGCCGCUACGGUGCGAAGCCGGUGACCUAGCCGGGCGCCAGGGCGCCGUCUCCAUACCGGACUGUCGCGCGGGGCUCGCCAGGUACCACUUUUCAGACUCGCACGUCGCACUGUCUGGCCCAACGAGUGUCAUUGGGCUUCCAGUUGUAUUUCACGAGUCACACUUCAGGAUGCCUCGUGUUGCCUGUGCAAACCUUAAGCCCCUAUAGAAUGUCUUGCUAUAAAACUUGCUAUAGAAAAGAAAGGUUGCAUUAAAUAGCUUCGUAGCACGA